This is a messenger RNA of Effrenium voratum, 567 nucleotides long. The record is from the annotation of a GenBank genome assembly. NCBI's taxonomy places the organism in Eukaryota, Dinophyceae, Suessiales, Symbiodiniaceae.
AUGGCUCGCGCAGCACUCUGCCUGCUCCCCUUGGCCGCGGCCGACCUGGCGGUAUGCCCGGGCGAGGGGGCGCGCUACCAGGACUUCAAGUGCAACCACGACCCCACCCACCGAGUCUGCGCGAAGCUUCUGGAUGGCCAGGGCCAGCCAAAGGACUGGGGGAGCAAGGGCAACUUCUGGCAGAUCACCGGCCAGGAGGCUUUCCAGUGGGACGACCAGAUCCGAGAGAACCACGGGGACAGCUGGUGCAUCUGCAUGUGGGCCACUGCUCGGCUGAUCGCUACGGUGGGCUGCGAGAACGUGCAUUUGGACUGCAGAGCCACGGACGUGGCCUAUGUGGAGAAGAGCUACACCGACGGGGGGGUGGAUUUGGCGCCCGCCAAGCAGUGCCUGCAGCAGAAGUGCCCCCAAUUUGUCGGCUUGGAUGAUGCCAGCACGCCCCGUUUGGGCCAUAGCGCGCAGGCCGUCUCGACCCCGGUGCUGGCGGUGAGUGGCGCGCUGCUGUCGGCUGUGGCGCUGCUGCUGGCGUAUCGGGCGCGGCCGAAUUCGGCGCCGGCGGAGCUGUAG